AGCAAAUUUAGUGUUAUGUCAUACUCAAAAAAGAUGGUUCCCGUUCAGAUCAAUCAACGGGUCGAUGAUGGUAAUUUGCAGAUACUACAUGAGCAUAAGGACUUAGGUGUGAUCUUUAGCAAUUCUCGAAGCUUAGAGCAAAUUCUCCUAGAUGUUUAGCGAUACGAAAUUACAAGGAGGCAACGAUGAUGCUUUUCAAUUUCUUCGUAUGGAAUCCCUGCUAUAUGACCGCAUGAGACUCUUUGGAGAAGUAGGCAGCGGAUUCAGGCUAUGCACCUGUGCUCUAUUCCUCCGUCAAGGAAACGCGGGAACGCUUCUGGUCUCGUCGAUUCGAAGAUAAAUACAGGCACAGAUGGCAGAGGCAAUCAACUGACAGUCAACAACACAGCAUACCAUAGACGCCAGAUAGCCAUAAAUCUGUAAUAAAUUAAUG
Molecule: messenger RNA, 433 nt
Organism: Acanthoscelides obtectus
Lineage: Eukaryota; Metazoa; Arthropoda; Insecta; Coleoptera; Chrysomelidae
Source: the annotation of a GenBank genome assembly